AUGGACAUUUCUCAGUUCUCGCUUCGCAAUGUCAACAAUAAGGCAUCAAACCUGCCCGCGAAGGCGCUCGAUGGCGGUCUUCGAGUUCACAUCCCGACCAAACACCUCACAUCCGCAGCGCUAAGACAUGGUGAAUAUUGUCAGCUCGACCAGACCGAUGGCAGGCCAAAAGCCAUCGGGGUGGCUUGGUUGGCGAAAGAUCCUGGCCAGGGCACCAAGCGCAUGGCCUUCAUUGAAGAGCCCAUGAAGGAGUUGUUUGGAGUGAGGCUUGAAGACAAAGUUACAAUCACCAAGCUCGAGCCGCAGGAGCUGCAGCCUGCGCAGAAAAUUUACAUCAAGGAGGUCGAGCCUGGCAGCAGCAAUACAUCAAAAGCCGAGAUUGAGUGGUUCGCGAAAUAUGCGCUUUGUAGCGUUGACAUGGUACUUCCGGGAGGCACUUUUGCAGCUACCGUCUCAAGAGGCCCUAGGCCCGGUAUCAAGAAUCGAUACAUGGUGGAGAGAGUAGAGCCACCGACAGAAGAGCCACUGAUUCCCUACGUCUGCAACGCCGCCACCGAAGUUCAGUUGCUCAGCAAAGACGAAGUGGUUGAGGUUGCUGAAGCGGAGCCCAGAGAAGCGCCAGUGUUCAAGGUCAAUUCCGACGGCAUCGGCGGUCUGCACAAGCAAAUCUUGGAGCUCAAUGAGCGUCUGGCCAAUAUCACCAACGAACUGCGCCGCCGCAAGUACCCUUACCUCCUGAAGCGCGCGACAGGCGUGUUACUCUACGGGCCGGAGGGCACGGGCAAGAGCCUGCUACUUCGGAAGCUGUCCGAAGCUCCGUGGCGCAAGGUCAUCACCGUGGAUGAGCCGCUAGGAAGCACGGCCGAGAAGAGCCAGAGCGCGCUGCGAAAGUGCUUCGAGGAGGCCAAGGCGGCACAGCCGAGCAUCAUCGUCUUCGAUAAGCUGGAAGCAUUCGCCCCGCGCACCGACGAAAACGGUGCUUCUAAAUCCAGCCUUGCGAGGUGCAUCGCCGCCGAGAUGCAGAAGCUGGAGACGGCGCGAGUGUUGGUGGUUGGCGCGACGACGCGCUUGGUCGACGUGGACGCAAGCCUGAGGACGCCUGAGUUGUUUGCCGACGAGAUCGAGGUCCCCGUUCCAGACGCGAAAGCCCGGAUCGAGAUCCUCAAAGUGCUCCAAGAAAAGGAAUGGCCGGUCUCUGAUCAGACGGCGGAGAACAUCGGUGGAAGGACGCACGGAUUCGUCGGCCGCGAUCUUGCAGCUCUUUACAAGAAGGCCCUGAAGCGAGCUUGCGACAAGUAUUUUGAGCAAGACAGUCGGAAUGAGCCGAACGGAGCAAUCACGUCACUCGAUGCUGAACAGCAGCAGCACGGGCCGGAGCAAGGCGAGCCCGGAGAAAGCAAUCAAAUUGCAACAGCUGUAUCGCUCGCGGACUUCGAAGACGCCCUUCUCCAGGUGCGCCCCACCGCAAUGAACGAGGUCUUCCUUGAGACGCCAAAAGUCAGGUGGUCAGACAUUGGAGGGUCGGACAGUGUCAAAGCUGCGUUGCAAGAGGUCACGGAAUGGCCCUUCAAGUAUGCCGAACAUAUGCAGGAGCUCGAUCUCCAACCCCAGCGAGGCAUCCUCCUGUAUGGACCUCCUGGAUGUUCCAAGACGCUGUGCGCCAAGGCGGUUGCCACUGAAUCAGACCUCAAUUUCCUGGCAGUCAAAGGCGCGGAGCUGACUAGCAUGUACGUCGGAGAGACGGAGCGGGCGGUGCGGGAGGUGUUCAGAAAGGCACGAGCGGCGAGCCCGAGCAUCAUCUUCUUCGACGAGAUCGACUCGAUCGCGGCGUCGCGCGAGAGCGGCAAGCAGCUCAGCGGGCUCAACGUUCUGACAACGCUGCUGAACGAGAUGGACGGCAUCGAGUCGCUGAAAGGAGUGCUGGUCCUAGCUGCGACGAACCGGCCGGACGUUUUGGAUUCGGCGCUGAUGCGCCCCGGGCGCUUCGACGCCAUCCUGUACGUUGGGCCGCCAAACAUAGAGGCCCGCUUGGCGAUACUGAACAUCCGGCUGGUGGAAAACGGCCGGCCGUUGGCGGAUGACGUGGAUCUGCAGGAGCUGGCCACGCUUACGGAAGGCUACUCCGGCGCCGAGAUUGUCGAAAUCUGCUCAGAGGCGGCGCGGACUACGCUGCGAGAUCGCCUCCGGCAUGGGGAUAAGCGAUGCAUCGGGAUGGAGCACUUUAGACGCGCGCUGGACAAGGUGCCGCGGCGAAUCAGCAGGGAGAUGACGGAGCAGUAUGAAAAUUGGAGCGUCGACGACGCCAUCAAGAGGCUGUGA
Molecule: messenger RNA, 2319 nt
Organism: Lasiodiplodia theobromae
Lineage: Eukaryota; Fungi; Ascomycota; Dothideomycetes; Botryosphaeriales; Botryosphaeriaceae
Product: AAA family ATPAse
Exons: 3
Coding region: 1-2319 (772 amino acids)
Cellular component (GO): cytoplasm
Molecular function (GO): ATP binding; ATP hydrolysis activity
Source: RefSeq, a predicted model, not a curated record